UCGUCGUCACUCCCAUAAAGUCAUCGCGAAUCCUUACUGAUUCAGAAAAAUCUGCAGAUUCUGCUGACGCCCCUAUUCCCACUGUCCCUCCACCUGCGGCUGACGCGGCCGCCUUGGAUAACGAGCACCACCCACUUGUAUUCUUCAUGCACGACAUCCUCGGCGGGUCGAACCCGACGGCUAGAGCCGUCACCGGAGUGGUCACAAACCCAGCCGUCAAUGCUCAAGUCGCCUUCGCCAAGCCAAACGGAGCAAACAUCCCUCUCGACAACGGCCUCCCUCAGAGCAAUGACAACGGCGGAUUCCUCAACAACAACAACCUCCCCUUCCUCACCGGCCUCGGUGGAAACCCCGGAAACGUCGUCAACAACAACAACAACAUCGGCGGAGCCGGAUUUCCAGUGAAUAACGUGAAUCUUUUGCCAGCUGGGAUGACCCUUCAGAAGCUAAUGUUCGGGACAAUGACAGUUUUUGACGAUGAAUUAACUGAAGGACACGAGUUAGGGUCAGGUUUGGUGGGAAAAGCACAAGGGUUUUACAUAGCGAGCGCCAUUGAUGGGACCUCACAAGUUUUAGCUUUCACGGCCAUGUUUGAAGAAAAUGGAUAUGCUGAUAGUAUAAGCUUUCUUGGUGUUCACAGACUUCAAGUGUCGGAAUCUCAACUUGCUGUUAUAGGAGGCACUGGUAAGUACCUUAAUGCGAAGGGCUUUGCCAUUGCCAAGACCUUUCCUAUUACCAACGACGACCAGCAUACCACUGAUGGCGUCGAGACUCUGCUUCAGCUCACUGUCUAUAUUACCUACUAG
This is a messenger RNA of Neltuma alba, 806 nucleotides long. Its product is annotated as dirigent protein 25-like. The transcript has a single exon. The record is from RefSeq and is a predicted model, not a curated record. NCBI's taxonomy places the organism in Eukaryota, Viridiplantae, Streptophyta, Magnoliopsida, Fabales, Fabaceae. The coding region runs from base 147 to 806 and encodes 219 amino acids.